AAGACAAGCAGCAGACUGGGACUCUGAUACCAGCCAUGUUCAGGAGCCCUCAGCAGACGUCAAGCUGGCGACCGGAGCAGGAAAGAAGGGCAAGAAGGCUGAGGAGGAGGAGCAGCCUGCAGCACCUCCUGCAGCUGCAGCAGUGAAGGAGGAAGAGGAGGAGGAGGAGGAGCAGCAGCCUGCAGCACCUCCUGCAGCAGCAGCAGCAGAGAAGGAGGAGGAGGAUUAUGUGGUGGAGAAGGUUUUGGACCGCAGAGUGGUGAAGGGAAGAGUAGAGUUUCUGCUGAAAUGGAAGGGGUUCUCAGAUGAGGAUAACACAUGGGAGCCUCAAGACAACCUGGACUGCCCCGACCUUAUCACCGAGUACAUGAAGAAACACAAGAAGGAGGAGAAGAAGAAAAAGGAGGGCAAGAGGAAGCGAGGGCGCAAGAGGAAGAUGGAGGAGAAACGGAGAGGAGGAGAGGGACCCAAACGUCAACCCUGUCAAUACUGUGACAAAUACUUCGCAUCUGGAUAUUUAAAGAUUCAUCAGAGGGUUCACACUGGACAGAAUCUACACUGCUGUGAUCAAUGUGGUGCAGCUUUCACACAAAAGAGUCGCCUAAAAACACAUCAACUUAUUCACACUGAAGAAAAGCCUUACAGCUGUGAUCAAUGUGGGGCAGCUUUCACACGACAGUGUACCCUAAUAAUACAUCAACGCAUUCACACUGGAGAAAAGCCUUACCGCUGUGGUCUGUGUGGUAAAACCUUUGCUAGGAGCGAUAGCCUAGAAAUCCACCGACGUAUUCACACUGGAGAGAAGCCGUACUGGUGUGAACAAUGUGGUAAAACGUUUCCUCAGAGGGGUGGCCUAGAAAGCCACAGACGUUCUCACACUGGAGAUAAACCGUACAGCUGUGAACAAUGCGGGGCAGCAUUCGCAUAUUUAAAUAGGUUACAAUCCCACCAACGUGUUCACACUGGAGAGAAGCCUUACAGCUGUGAACAAUGUGGAAAAACGUUUUCUCGGACUGGUGGCCUUAAAAAACACCAGCGUAUUCACACUGGAGAAAAGCCGUACUGGUGUGAACAAUGUGGAAAAACUUUUUCUCAGAGUACUGCGCUUAAAAAACACCAGCGCAUUCACACUGGAGAGAAGCCGUACUGGUGUGAACAAUGUGGUAAAACCUUUGCUCAGAUUGGUAGCCUUACAUAUCACCAGCGCAGUCACACUGGAGAGAAGCCAUACUGGUGUGAACAAUGUGGUAAAACUUUUUCUCACAGUAGUCCCCUUAAAUCUCACCAGCGCAGUCACACUGGAGAGAAGCCGUACUGGUGUGAACAAUGUGGGAAAACUUUUUCUCAAAGUAAUCACCUUAAAAAACACCAGCACGUUCACUCUGCCUCGUUGUGAACAUGUUUCAAAGCCAAUCUUCUGAACAGCAUGUAUGUUAUCCUGGCUACGACUACACAUUACACUCCCUCCCUUUGAAGAGAGGUUUGAGAUUUAUUCCACUCAAAAUUAGUUUAUUUUCCUGUAAUAAAAUAUUCUGAGUUCAGGGUUCAACUGCUAGCGCUUUUUAACUAAUGCUGCAGCGAAGAAGUAUUUGUUGUUCUAAAUCACCUGGUAAAUACAAUUUACAAAAAUCCUCAUCACUAAGGUGAUGUCAAGUUGCUGAAAUAUUCAGUUUUUUGUAACUUAAGACGAAGAAAAGAAGCAAACCUUCAGAACAGACAAGCUUUAAUCAGAACAUGGCUGCUGCUGCUUUAAAAUGACGAACAGUUAAUGGGCCCUAUUUUAACGAUCUAAAACGCAAAUAUCAAAGGUGAAACGCUUUGUGGGCGGAUCUCGGGCACUGUUGCUGUUAUACCGGCGGUAUAGUUUUCGCUGAACCGUCCCUGGGAGCGCAUAUUCAUUCCCCAAUUUACGGAAGUGCAUCUGUGGAAGUAAAAGUCAGCUGUGCGCCCGGUGCAAAAUAGGAUUUAUACAUGCGUCGGUGUACAAAGUGUGCAAUUGCGCUGAGUGCAAGAUAGGUCCUAAUGUGUCUAAACUGCGUCUGUGCCACCGCCAUCUUGGGACAGACAACUGAUCUUAAAGACUCAGAAAAAGAUUGUUGUACUGCUUUUGGAUGUUCAUGUGAAAGAAAUGCUAAAUUAAGCAACAUGGAAUAACAUUUCACGGAUGAAAAA
This is a messenger RNA of Sander lucioperca (pikeperch), 2172 nucleotides long. Its product is annotated as zinc finger protein 239-like. Gene Ontology annotation, cellular component: nucleus. The record is from RefSeq and is a predicted model, not a curated record. Bases 368 to 1396 code for a protein of 342 amino acids. Gene Ontology annotation, biological process: regulation of transcription by RNA polymerase II. NCBI's taxonomy places the organism in Eukaryota, Metazoa, Chordata, Actinopteri, Perciformes, Percidae. The transcript is spliced from 6 exons. Gene Ontology annotation, molecular function: RNA polymerase II cis-regulatory region sequence-specific DNA binding; DNA-binding transcription activator activity, RNA polymerase II-specific.